Molecule: messenger RNA, 15055 nt
Organism: Coregonus sp. 'balchen'
Lineage: Eukaryota; Metazoa; Chordata; Actinopteri; Salmoniformes; Salmonidae
Source: the annotation of a GenBank genome assembly
GUUCAGGCACCAAACACACAGCACCACUUGUGGCUCUUAAAAACCUGCUUUCUAUCUACAGCUGUCAAUCCAUCCACUCUCUAUUUCUACCUCUUAUAUCUCUCUCAACACACACUCUCACACGGACACAGAUACGACACAGACACUGACAAAGAAAGUAUUGUUAUGACAGACCUCAGGAUCGGUGAGCUCAGGGUCGACGGAGCAGACACAGAAGCCAGGAAUCACUUGAGUGAAGAAGAGGACGAGGAUUGGAUUAAACUUCUUAUCCACCAGUCCCAGGGGGCCAAAGAGUUUGCCUACUGUCCCUACAGCAUGUUCCGGGUGGGGGCAGCCCUGUUGGCACAUGAUGGAACCAUUUUUACAGGUGAGGGGCUUACAAAUAAUAUAAUAAUAAAGACAUGGGUUGGGGGCUGAUAAAAUGGUUCCAUUGAUUUAUUUGGUAUGUUGCGUAUUGCUUUAACUCUUCAGAUUGCUUGAAUAAAGCCCUACAGCGCAGUCAUGACUGCUCAUAACAUUGUUAUGAACAAUUAAUUAGAAUAGGUGUAUUCUGUUUAGGAAUGGAAUUACUAAAAGGAGAAUAAUAAGUUAUAAUGUUUUUUGUUGUCAGAGUGGCUGGUCUGGCCACCAUCAGUGGAUACAAACAGCAUUUUCCUGAUUGAAUAUUGGUAAAAAUAUGCUUGCUGUCAAACACACCUGUGCCUGCUGAACUACUGCACAGACAGAAUACUUUUUUAUGUUUUUAAUAUGUUCCAAGAAAAAGUAUUAGGUGUUAGAUUAAGUUCUCACAAUGUUGACUACAGUGCAGGUCGGUCAGUGGUGCCAAUGUUUUCAUUUCACUGUGCACUUAGUAAUUAUUAGUAUCAAUAUUAUGACAUUGGUUAUUAAGACCAAGGCAAUGUUACAUUUGUUGCAUUCAUUGGCACUGCAAUGUGAAGUGAUUGCAUUGCAAGUCCCCAGUAAAGUAAAGGCAUGGUAAAUCAAACUUCUUGUCCACUGUGGACACAGCCUUUAUUUUCUUUAUUUAAAAGUAAGAAUCCAACCUCAUGUAUAUUUUGCACUGAAUGCUUUCUACAGAACUAACUCUUCUAUUCUAUUCUAACCCCCAAGCACUGGAGGCUUGCUUUUUCUUUUUCUUUCUUUUUAAACUUGUUUUAAUACUAUUUUUCUCCUGUUUUGCUUUGAAUUAUAUAACAUUGGUCUGGUCAAGACGUACAUAUUUUAUAGUUUUCCUUUUUCAUUUGUAAAAUAUUUUUGACACAUUAGCAUUUAGAUUGUUUAUGGUUAAUCCUGCCAGAGAGGGUUGGAGGUUGGAGGGUGGGGCAGGUGAGGCAGGUAGCCUAGCGGAUAACAGCGUUGGGCCAGUAACCGAAAGGUUGAAAGGUGAAAAAUCUGUCGAUGUGCCCUUGAGCAAGGCACUCAACCCUAACUGCUCCUAUAAGUCGCUAUUUGCUGGAUAAGAGUGUCUGCUAAAUGACUAAAAUGUUAAUGUAAAAAAAAAAAAUCAGCCUGUAUGACCAGUCCAGAGAUUUACAAAUAGAUGUAUCUACAUUCCUGUUUAGUGCAGGUAAUACAGUAUGAACGUCAAUAACAAUAUAUGACAGUCAGACUGCCCUUAGCAGCAUCAAAUUGAACCCUCUGAGUGUUAUCUGAAUCAAGAAUGAUCAUUGAGAUUCAUUAAAAUACUUUUAUAGCUUUAAGGAUGAAGACGUGUUCUGUAUUUGAUUUGAUACCAUUCCAGAGAUUCCAGGAGCACUUACGAAUGCAGAAAACAUUAACUAAAGUAUCCUCCUUUUUUCUAAACAGGAUGCAAUGUAGAAAAUGCAAGCUACAACCUUGGUCUCUGUGCAGAGAGAACAGCUAUUGCAAAAGCUGUUUCCGAGGGAUACAGAAGUUUUAAGGCUAUUGCCAUUGCCAGGUGCAGUAUUCCUGAACUUUGCUUUGUUUCCGAGUAAACAACAGUUGAUCAAAAACAGUUAUUGAUUCAGUUAUAUUUUGUCCUGUUGAGUUCAUCAGAUUACAUUACACUUUUAUAUGAAAUUGUUGGAGUUCACUGGGUUUUGCUGCCCCUCAGAGUGUGUAGAUGGUUAAAACAUUCUACUCCUAUCAAAUUAUCUUCCUGAAGGGUUUAAAUACUACUACACUGUAUACAAUUAUUGUCAACAUAAAUAUAUUGGUUAACACACAGUACUGAAAAACACCAUUGGGGGUAAUGUUGUUAAUGAUAUGAUUGAUUUUGUAGUGACCUGGAAGACCAGUUCAUCUCACCAUGUGGAGGUUGCAGACAGUUCAUGCGAGAGGUAAGUCAAUUAUUCAUGCAACUUAGAUCUGUGAAUGAUUGCAUGGUAAAAAUCAUUUAAAUUCCAUAACUUUUUGACAGCACCCCCUUUUGAUUUGAACAAAACAUUCCAUAGAUAUUUGCUAAUUGUAGAAGUACUCAGAAAGUGACUUUCUGGACCUGAAUGCCAAAACAUUGAAGAGAUGAAGUAGCUCAAAGUUCACCUAAUUUGCAUACCCCACCAUGAGCCAUCCAUGUCUUCAUCAUCACUGGAAAAGAUAAACGGUUGAGAUUGAUAUCAUUUAAAAGCUUACAAACAGAGUUAUAAAACUAUUUGAUCAUUUCGUUUUUUAAAACACUUUUAUAUAUAUAUACAGUGAGGGAAAAAAGUAUUUGAUCCCCUGCUGAUUUUGUAUGUUUGAACACUGACAAAGACAUGAUCAGUCUAUCAUUUUAAUGGUAUGUUUAUUUGAACAGUGAGAGACAGAAUAACAACAUAAAAAUCCAGAAAAACGCAUGUCAAAAAUGUAAUAAAUUGAUUUGCAUUUUAAUGAGGGAAAUAAGUAUUUGACCCCUCUGCAAAACAUGACUUAGUACUUGCUGGCAAAACCCUUGUUGGCAAUCACAGAAGUCAGACAUUUCUUGUAGUUGGCCACCAGGUUUGUACACAUCUCAGGAGGGAUUUUCUUCCACUUCUCUUUCCAGAUCUUCUCCAAGUCAUUAAGGUUUCGAGGCUGACAUAUGGCAACUCGAACCUUCAGCUCCCUCCACAGAUUUUCUAUGGGAUUAAGGUCUGGAGACUGGCUAGGCCACUCCAGGACCUUAAUGUGCUUCUUCUUGAGCCACUCCUUUGUUGCCUUGGCCGUGUGUUUUGGGUCAUUGUCAUGCUGGAAUACCCAUCCACGAUCCAUUUUCAAUGCCCUGGCUGAGGGAAGGAGGUUCUCACCCAUGAUUUGACGGUACAUGGACCCGUCCAUCGUCCCUUUGAUGCGGUGAAGUUGUCCUGUCCCCUUAGCAGAAAAACACCCCCAAAGCAUAAUGUUUCCACCUCCAUGUUUGACGGUGGGGAUGGUGUUCUUGGGGUCAUAGGCAGCAUUCCUCCUCCUCCUACAUUGUAGAAUAAUAGUGAAGACAUCAAAACUAUGAAAUAACACCUAUGGAAUCAUGUAGUAAGCAAAAAAGUGUUAAACACAUCAACAUAUAUUUGAGAUUUGAGAUUCUUCAAAUAGCCACCCUUUGCCUUGAUGACAGGUUUGCACACUCUUGGCAUUCUCUCAACCAGCUUCACCUAGAAUGCUUUUCCAACCGUCUUGAAGGAGUUCCCACAUAUGCUGAGCAUUGUUGGCUGCUUUUCCUUCACUCUGCGAUCCGACUCAUCCCAAACCAUCUCAAUUGGGUUGAGGUAGGGGUAUUGUGGAGGCCAGGUCAUCUGAUGCAGCACUCCAUCACUCUCCUUUUUGGUAAAAUAGCCCUUACACAGCCUGGAGGUAUGUUGGGUCAUUGUCCUGUUGAAAAACAAAUGAUAGUCCCACUAAGCCCAAACCAGAUGGGAUGGCGUAUCGCUGCAGAAUGCUGUGGUAGCCAUGCUGGUUAAGUGUACCUUGAAUUCUAAAUAAAUCACAGACAGUGUCACCAGCAAAGCACCCCCACACCAUAACACCUCCUCCUGCAUGCUUUAUGGUGGGAAAUACACAUGCAGAGAUCAUUCAUUCACCCACAACGCGUCUCACAAAGACACGGUGGCUGGAACCAAAAAUCAAAAAUUUGGACUCCAGACCAAAGGAUACAUUUCCAUAGUCUAAUGUCCAUUGCUCGUGUUUCUUGGCCCAAGCAAGUCUCUUCUUAUUAUUGGUGUCCUUUAGUAGUGGUUUCUUUGCAGCAAUUCGACCAUGACGGCCAGUUGAUGUUGAAAUGUGUCUGUUACUUCAACUCUGUGAAGCAUUUAUUUGGGCUGCAAUUUCUGAGGCUGGUAACUCUAAUGAACUUAUCCUCUGCAGCAGAGGUAACUCUGGGUCUUCCAUUCCUGUGGCGGUCCUCAUGAGAGCCAGUUUCAUCAUAGCGCUUGAUGGUUUUUGCGACUGCACUUGAAGAAACGUUCAAAGUUCUUGACAUGUUCCGUUUUGACUGACCUUCAUGUCUUAAAGUAAUGAUGGAUUGUCGUUUCUCUUUGCUUAUUUGAGCUGUUCUUGUCAUAACAUGGACUUGGUCUUUUACCAAAUAGGGCUAUCUUCUGUAUACACCCCCACCUUGUCACAACACAACUGAUUGGCUCAAACGCAUUAAGAAGGAAAGAAAUUCCACAAAUUAACUUUUAAGAAGGCACACCUGUUAAUUGAAAUGCAUUCCAGGUGACUACCUCAUGAAGCUAGUUGAGAGAAUGCCAAGAGUGUGCAAAGCUGUCAUCAAGGCAAAGGUUGGCUAUUUGAAGAAUCUCAAAUACAAAAUAUAUUUUGAUUUCUUUAACACUUUUUUGGUUACUACAUGAUUCAAUAUGUGUUAUUUCAUGUCUUCACUAUUAUUCAACAAUGUAGAAAAUAGUAAAAAUUAACAAAAAAGAAAAACCCUUGAAUGAGUAGGUGUGUCCAAACUUUUCACUGGUACUGUAUAUUAAACGUUUUCUAAACUAAAUUAUAAAAUAGUUCAUAUUGUGAUACUAAACGUAAAUUAACUAAAAACGCGAUAACUCCAUUUUUUUUCAUAUUCGCAUGUUUUUUACACAAAGAUGGUUGGACGUCCACACAUCAGAGAAUGUUGACCUGAAUGGGAAUAUCUGUUGCUUUAAAUUAUACUGUCAAUCCUCCAUAGGAAACCUAUGGAAACCAUGAGUGGCGCAGUGGUCUAAGGCACUGCAUCGCAGUGCUAACUGUGCCACUAGAGAUCCUGGUUCGAAUCCAGGCUCUGUCGCAGCCGGCCGUGACCGGGAGACUCAUGGGAGGCGCACAAUUCGUCCAGGGUAGGGGAGGGAAUGGCCGGCAGGGAUGUAGCUCAGUUGAUAGAGCAUGGCGUUUGCAACGCCAGGGUUGUGGGUUCGAUUCCUACGGGGGGGCAGUAUAAAAAAAUAUGUAUUCACUAACUGUAAGUCGCUCUGGAUAAGAGCGUCUGCUAAAUGACUAAAAAAUGUAAAUGUAAAAAUAUACAGUGGGGAAAAAAGUAUUUAGUCAGCCACCAAUUGUGCAAGUUCUCCCACUUAAAAAGAUGAGAGAGGCUUUUAAUUUUCAUCAUAGGUACACGUCAACUAUGACAGACAAAUUGAGGGAAAAAAAUCCUGAAAAUCACAUUGUAGGAUAUUUUAUGAAUUUAUUUGCAAAUUAUGGUGGAAAAUAAGUAUUUGGUCACCUACAAACAAGCAAGAUUUCUGGCUCUCACAGACCUGUAACUUCUUCUUUAAGAGGCUCCUCUGUCCUCCACUCGUUACCUGUAUUAAUGGCACCUGUUUGAACUUGUUAUCAGUAUAAAAGACACCUGUCCACAACCUCAAACAGUCACACUCCAAACUUCACUAUGGCCAAGACCAAAGAGCUGUCAAAGGACACCAGAAACAAAAUUGUAGACCUGCACCAGGCUGGGAAGACUGAAUCUGCAAUAGGUAAGCAGCUUGGUUUGAAGAAAUCAACUGUGGGAGCAAUUAUUAGGAAAUGGAAGACAUACAAGACCACUGAUAAUCUCCCUCGAUCUGGGGCUCCACGCAAGAGCUCACCCUGUGGGGUCAAAAUGAUCACAAGAACGGUGAGCAAAAAUCCCAGAACCACACGGGGGGACCUAGAGAGCGGGGACCAAAGUAACAAAGCCUACCAUCAGUAACACACUACGCCGCCAGGGACUCAAAUCCUGCAGUGACAGACGUGUCCCCCUGCUUAAGCCAGUACAUGUCCAGGCCCGUCUGAAGUUUGCUAGAGUGCAUUUGGAUGAUCCAGAAGAGGAUUGGGAGAAUGUCAUAUGGUCAGAUGAAACCAAAAUAGAACUUUUUGGUAAAAACUCAACUCGUCGUGUUUGGAGGACAAAGAAUGCUGAGUUGCAUCCAAAGAACACCAUACCUACUGUGAAGCAUGGGGGUGGAAACAUCAUGCUUUGGGGCUGUUUUUCUGCAAAGGGACCAGGACGACUGAUCCGUGUAAAGGAAAGAAUGAAUGGGGCCAUGUAUCGUGAGAUUUUGAGUGAAAACCUCCUUCCAUCAGCAAGGGCAUUGAAGAUGAAACGUGGCUGGGUCUUUCAGCAUGACAAUGAUCCCAAACACACCGCCCGGGCAACGAAGGAGUGGCUUUGUAAGAAGCAUUUCAAGGUCCUGGAGUGGCCUAGCCAGUCUCCAGAUCUCAACCCCAUAGAAAAUCUUUGGAGGGAGUUGAAAGUCUGUGUUGCCCAGCGACAGCCCCAAAACAUCACUGCUCUAGAGGAGAUCUGCAUGGAGGAAUGGGCCAAAAUACCAGCAACAGUGUGUGAAAACCUUAUGAAGACUUACAGAAAACUUUUGACCUGUGUCAUUGCCAACAAAGGGUAUAUAACAAAGUAUUGAGAAACUUUUGUUAUUGACCAAAUACUUAUUUUCCACCAUAAAUUGCAAAUAAAUUCAUAAAAAAUCCUACAAUGUGAUUUUCUGGAUUUAUUUUCCUCAUUUUGUCUGUCAUAGUUGACGUGUACCUAUGAUGAAAAUUACAGGCCUCUCUCAUCUUUUUAAGUGGGAGAACUUGCACAAUUGGUGGCUGACUAAAUACUUUUUUCCCCCACUGUAGAUAAUGGAAUUGACAUGACCAUUUUUAUGUUGACAUUCGAUGGUGAGUGGACCGGCAGCCAUCUUUGUGGUAGUAAUUAGAAGUUAAAAUGUCUAUUCAAUAUAAAUGUCAAUGGUGUACCAGCUAAAUUGCAGUGGUCUGAAGGGAUAGGUCAAUUCUAUUAAUGAUAUUGCUAUGAUUGAAAUGAGCUUACGCGUUUUUAGAUAAUUGACGUUAAAGGUUAAAAAAUGUCAUACUUUUUCUGUUAAAACAUUUUUUUCAAGAAAUUAGAAAAUAGUUUGACAACGCUAUUUGUAAGCUUUUAAAUUAUAUCAAACUCAACCAUUUAUAUUUUCCAGUAAUGAAGACAUGGUUGUCUCAUGGUAUGGUGGGGUAUGCAAAAUGGGUCAACUUUGAGCACCUCUAAUGUUUUGGCACUCAGGUCCAAAAAGUCACUUUCUGACCACUUCUACCAUGAGAAAACAUGUAUGGAAAGUUUUGUUUAAAUCAAAAGGGGUGCUGUCAAAAAGUGAUUGAAUUCAAAUGGAUUUACUCUGCAUUGAUAAUGGAACCAAGGUCUAAUCCAGGAAACCUAAAUCUACGGUGGUUUUAAAAUUAAUGGAGCAUCACAAAGCCAUCCAACUAUAAUGGAACAACCUCAAGUAAUCCAACUAACUUUUCCCUUGUAGUUUGGUGAUCAGUGGUCCGUGUACCUAUCCAAGCCUGAUGGGUCUUAUGUGGAAAUGACUGUAGAAGACCUGCUUCCUGUGUCAUUUGGGCCUGAAGACCUGAAGAAAAAGAGAAUGUUCACCACACAGAAUGGGUCAUAAUAGUAUUCACAAGACAAGAGGAAAAACAAGAAUCAUUCAUAACAGCAUUACAAGUCCAUGAAAUGUCAAUAACCCCUAACCACAUACAUGAAGAAUGUUAGAUUUCCAAUAGGACUACUAUACAAUUUAUUAGUUGAAUAAUGCCAGUGGAUAUUGAUUUGCGCCUCAGAAAUUAGUAAAACGUCUCAAUGUGUUUUCUAACAAGUGUUUGAACAGUAGAUUACAUCAAAUAUUCUUUUGCUACACAGCUCACAUUCACAUUAUGUGUAUGAUUGGAAGUGUUUGAAGUAUCAAUGUUAAAAAAUACUUUAUGUAUUACUCAAGAAUAUUAAAGUGCUUUAGGACAAUUGUGUAAAGUUUUGAUAGUUUUUAGGCCUAUUUGCAUAAUUUGCUGACGCCGGUAAAAUUGUAAUUGUCGCACUGUCUCUUUAAUUCUAAAAUGGUUCCAGUAACAAAGAACGUCACGUGACACUAACAAGGGCGCUUCUGUCUGUUCUAGUUUGUUUACAUAACGAUUUGUCCUUGUGUAUCUUAUGAACGACGAGGACUGACGGAGAAAGUCUAAACAUCGCGAAAUGUACCAUUUAUUGGUAAAGCAUGUCUGUAAAACAUGCCAUCAGCAGUGGGGUGGAGUUAGGACGGUCGGUCGGUUUUCCAGCUAGGUCUCCUCAAACAUGUUGGCCGACUUGCAGCAAAGUUCCAAGGUGAGCGUCUUCGUAAGCCAAACGGCCUGCACCGUUCAGCCUCAACUUUCCUGCCAGUUCGGUACCGAUAUUUCCGCAUGUCGUUGAUGGGUAUUGCUGCGUAGCAGCAGUCUGGGGGUUUCAGGAGGUUUGGGGUCAGCGGCUCGCCAAGAAACAAAGUGAUACUUUUGGUCUCGGGGUGGGUUUGAUCGAACCACAGCUCGAGGAUGACAAAAGUAGUGCUGGGACAUGCCAGGAAAUCCAGGUAAACAACAACAUGGAUUUAGGCAGCAAGUAGCUGUAAACAAAUAUAUAUAUAUAUAUAUAUAUAUAAAAUAGCUGUAGUUAUUAUAGCCUAGCUCAGUGGUAAGAUCACUGAAAUGGAUCGAACACUGGAGUUAAGUCUUAGCUAGGCAGGAAGUUGAUUAACUAACAGAUUGUAAAGGGCUAAUGUGAUGCUCAAUUAGCCGUACAGGUUAGGUACUGUUUGGCGUAGCACAGAGAAUUUUCGACCAACCUUAACUUGAUCAUACUUCCUCUAUUCCCGACUUGGAAGACAACCAAUGUCUAGUUGCAGGGGGUUACUUUAAAUUUAGAAAAUGCCCACCAGUCUCAGUCAUUGAGAGAAGAUUUAAAAUGGACAAGAUUGUGGCGUACACGUUGUUGGAUUACUUCAUGGAGGAAAACAUUGAUUUAAUUUAAUAAAGGAGCAUUUUCUAAAUUCAAACAAACCCUGUGCAACUAGACAUGGACGUUUAGAAGACAUUGGUUGUCUUCCAAGUCUGGAAUUGAGGAAGUAUCAACAAGUUAAUAAGGUUGGCCGCCAAAAAGUGCCUAUCUAAUAACGCCUAUCAGACAGCUGGUACAAAGUAAUGGUCUGACUAGGCAAUAUUUUUAAUAGUUACAAGUUGAUGUAGAAGUUCUAUCUACAAUUUGUGAACUAUCAAAGGGAAGUAUGACAUUUAGUACAAUAAAAUGUAAUUGCAAAGCCAAAUUCAGUCAUGAACUAGGUCUAAUAAAUGUCACCUCUUCUCUUAAGGCUGUGUUUAGCAAGAAGAAGUUCCCCAGUUUCCUCAAGUCCUUUGCCUCAGGAUACAAGCUGGAGGACUACGUUAUUGGGAAGCAGAUAGGAAAAGGCUCCAACACUGCAGUGUAUGAGGCUGCAGAUCCAUUCGCUGUGCCCAGGGACAGGGAGAGUGACCAGUGUUCCCUGGUGGAGCUGAAGGACCAGCCCAGUGGAGAUGAAGGAGAGGUGGCCACUGGGUCUCUGAGGAGCCCCUCAUGCUCCCUGGGCAUCUACCCUCUAGCUGUCAAGAUGAUGUGGAACUUUGGGGUGGGUGUCUGUCGAGACUUAAUCCUCUGUUCUUUCCCCUGAAGUGUGCACUUGUUCACUUUCUUUCAGGGAUUUUUUUAUUUAUAUUUUUGUUCACCUUUAUUUAACCAGGUAAGCCAGUUGAGAACAAGUUCUCAUUUACAACUGCGACCUGGCCAAGAUAAAGCAAAGCAGUGCGAUUAAAAACAACAACACAGAGUUACAUAUGGGGUAAACAAAACAUAAAGUCAAAAAUACAACAGAAAAUAUAUAUACAGUGUGUGCGAAUGUACUAAAUUAUGGAGGUAAGGCAAUAAAUAGGCCAUAGUGCAAAAUAGUUACAAUUUCGUAUUAACACUGGAAUGAUAGAUGUGCAAAAGAUGAUGUGCAAAUAGAGAUAUGGGGUGCAAAUUACCAAAAUAAUAACAAUAUGGGGAUGAGGUAGUUGGAUGGGCUAAUUGCAGAUGGGCUGUGUACAGGUGCAGUGAUCGGUAAGCUGCUCUGACAACUGACGCCUAAAGUUAAUGAGGGAGAUAUGAGUCUCCAGCUUCAGAGAUUUUUGCAGUUUGUUCCAGUCAUUGGCAGCAGAGAACUGGAAGGAAUGGCGGCCAAAGGAGGUGUUGGCUUUGGGGAUGACCAGUGAGAUAUACCUGCUGGAGCGCAGACUACGGGUAGGUGUUGCUAUGGUGACCAGUGAGCUAAGAUAAGACGGGGAUUUGCCUAGCAGUGAUUUAUAGAUGACCUGGAGCCAGUGGGUUUGGCAACGAAUAUGUAGUGAGGGCCAGCUAACAAGAGCGUACAGGUCACAAUGGUGGGUAGUAUAUGGGGCUUUGGUGACAAAACGGAUGGUACUGUGAUAGACUACAUCCAAUUUGCUGAGUAGAGUGUUGGAGGCUAUUUUGUAAAUGAUCGGUAGGAUAGUCCGUUUUACGAGGGCAUGUUUGGCAGCAUGAGUGAAGGAGGCUUUGUUGCGAAAUAGGAAGCCGAUUCUAGAUGUAACUUUUGAUUGGAGAUGCUUAAUGUGAGUCUGGAAGGAGAGUUUACUGUCUAACCAGACACCUAGGUAUUUGUAGUUGUCCACAUACUCUAGGUCAGACCCGCCGAGAGUAGUGAUUCUAGUCGGUUGAAGAGCAUACAUUUAGUUUUACUAGUGUUUAAGAGCAGUUGGAGGCUACGGAAGGAGUGUUGUAUGGCGUUGAAGCUCGUUUGGAGGUUUGUUAACACCGUGUCCAAUGAAGGGCCAGAUGUAUACAAAAUGGUGUCGUCCGCAUAGAGGUGGAUCCGAGGGUCACCAGCAGCAAGAGCAACAUCAUUGAUAUACACAGAGAAUAGAGUCGGCCUGAGAAUUGAACCCUGUGGCACCCCCAUAGAGACUGCCAGAGGUCCAGACAACAGGCCCUCCGAUUUGACACAUUGAACUCUAUCUGAGAAGUAGUUGGUGAACCAGGCGAGGCAGUCAUUUGAGAAACCAAGGCUAUUUAGUCUGCCAAUAAGAAUGCAGUGGUUGACAGAGUCGAAAGCCUUGGCCAGGUCGAUGAAGACGGCUGCGCAGUACUGUCUUUUAUCGAUCGCGGUUAUAAUAUCGUUUAGGACCUUGUGCGUGGCUGAGGUGCACCCAUGACCAGCUCGGACACCGGAUUGCAUAGCGGAGAAGGUACGGUGGGAUUUGAAAUGGUCAGUGAUCUGUUUGUUAACUUGGCUUUCAAAUACUUUCGAAAGGCAGGGCAGGAUGGAUAUAGGUCUGUAACAGUUUGGAUCUAGAGUGUCACCCCCUUUGAGGAGGGGGAUGACCGCGGCAGCUUUCCAAUCUCUGGGGAUCUCAGACGUUACGAAAGACAGUUUGAACAGGCUAGUAAUAGGGGUUGCGACAAUUUCGGCGGCUAAUUUUAGAAAGGGUCCAGAUUGUCUAGCCCAGCUGAUUUUUAGGGGUCCAGAUUUUUCAGCUCUUUCAGAACAUCAGCUGUCUGAUUUGUAUGAAGGCGAAGCGGGGGGGGGGGGGGGGCAUGGGCAAGUUGCAGCGGAGGGUGCAGAGCUGGUGGCCGGGGGUAGUGGUAGCCAGGUGCAAAGCAUGGCCAGCCGUGGCAAAAUGCUUGUUGAAAUUCUUGAUUAUUGUAGAUUUAUCGGUGGUGACAGUGUUUCCUAGCCUCAGUGCAGUGGGCAGUUGGGAGGAGGUGCUCUUAUUCUCCAUGGACUUUACGGUGUCCCAAAACGUUUUGGAGUUAGUGCUACAGGAUGCAAAUUUCUGUUUGAAAAAGCUAGCCUUUGCUUUUCUAACUGAUUGUGUAUAUUGGUUCCUGACUCCUCUGAAAAGUUGCAUAUCGUGGGGGCUGUUCGAUGCUAAUGCAGUACGCCACAGGAUGUUUUUGUGCUGGUCAAGGGCAGUCAAGUCUGAGGAGAACCAGGGGCUAUAUCUGUUCUUAGUUCUGAAUUUUUUGAAUGGGGCUUGCUUAUUUAAGAUUGAGAGGAAAGCACUUUUAAAGAACAACCAGGCAUCCUCUACUGACGGAAUGAGGUCAAUAUCCAUCCAGGAUACCCGGGCCAGGUCAAUUAGAAAGGCCUGCUCGCUAAAGUGUUUUAGGGAGCGUUUGACAGUGAUGAGGGGUGGUCGUUUGACCGCGGACCCAUUACGGAUGCAGGCAAUAAGGCAGUGAUCGCUGAGAUCCUGGUUGAAGACAGCGGAGGUGUAUUUAGAGGGUACAUUUGUCAGGAUGAUAUCUAUGAGGGUGCCCAUGUUGACAGAUUUUGGGUUGUACCUGGUAGGUUCGUUGAUAAUUUGUGUGAGAUUGAGGGCAUCUAGUUUAGAUUGUAGGUUGGCCCGGGGUGUUAAGCAUAUCCCAGUUUAGGUCACCAAGCAGUACGAACUCUGAGGAUAGAUGGGGGGCUAUCAGUUCACAUAUGGUGUCCAGGGCACAGGGGGGUCUGUAGCAAGCGUCAACAGUGAGGACUUAUUUCUGGAAAGGUGGAUUUUUAGAAGUAGAAGCUCAAACUGUUUGGGCACAGACCUGGAUAGUAUGAUAGAGCUCUGCAGGCUAUCUCUACAGUAGAUUGCAACCCCACCCCCUUUGGCAGUUCUAUCAAGAUGGAAAAUGUUGUAGUUGGGGAUGGAAAUUUCAGAAUUUUUGGUGGCCUUCCUAAGCCAGGAUUCAGACACUGCCAGAACAUCAGGGUUGGCGGAGUGUGCUAACGCAGUGAAUAACUCAAACUUAGGGAGGAGGCUUCGGAUGUUAACGUGCAAGAAACCAAGGCUUUUACGGUUACAGAAGUCAACAAAUGAUAACGCCUGGGGAGUAGGAGUGAUACUGGGGGCUACAGGGCCUGGGUUAACCUCUACAUCACCAGAGGAACAGAGGAGGAGUAGAAUAAGGAUACGGCUAAUAGCUUUAAGAACUGGUCUUCUAGUGUGUUCCAAUGGCACAUUGUGAUUGCUAAUCCAAGUUUAUCAUUUUAAAAGGCUUAUUGAUCAUUAGAAAACCCUUUUGCAAUUAUGUUAGCACAGCUGAAAACUGUUGUGCUGAUUAAAGAAGCAAUAAAACUGGCCUUCUUGAGAAAGGUUGAGUAUCUGGAACAUCAGCAAUUGUGGGUUCGAUUACAGGCUCAAAAUGGCCAGAAACAAAUAACUUUCUUCUGAAACUCGUCAGUCUAUUCUUGUUCUGAGAAAUGAAGGCUAUUCCAUGUGAGAAAUUGCCAAGAAACUGAAGAUCUCGUACAACGCUGUGUACUACUCCCUUCACAGAACAGCGCAAAUUGGCUCUAACCAGAAUAGAAAGAGGAGUGGGAGGCCCCGGUGCACAACUGAGCAAGAGGACAAAUACAUUAGUGUCUAGUUUGAGAAACAGGCGCCUCAAGGUCCUCCAACUGGCAGCUUCAUUAAAUAGUACCCUCAAAACACCAGUCUCAAUGUCAACAGUGAAGAGGCGACUCCAGGAUGCUUACCUUCUAGGCAGCGUUGCAAAGAAAAAGCCAUAUCUCAGACUGCCCAUCUUAAUCUUUAAUUUUUAUUGGCCAGUUUGAGAUAUGGCUUUUUCUUUGCAACUCUGCCUAGAAGGUCAGCAUCGCGGAGUCGCCUCUUCACUGUUGACAUUGAGACUGGUGUUUUGUGGGUACUAUUGAAUGAAGCUGCCAAUGGAACACAGGACUGAUGGUUGCUGAUAAUGGGCCUCUGUACGCCUAUGUAGAUAUUACAUAAAAAAUCAGCCAUUUCCAGCUACAAUAGCCAUUUACAACAUUAACAAUGUCUACACUGUAUUUCUGAUCAAUUUGAUGUUAUUUUAAUGGACCAAAAAAAUGCUUUUCUUUCGAAAACAAGGACAUUUCUAAGCGACCCCAAACUUUUGAACGGUAGUGUAUAUGUUUGCGACUGCUCGAAUAAAAACAUAGUGGUCGACCAACAGCCUGUCGACUAAAUGGUGUCAUCCCUACCUUCUAUAAAUCCCUUCUAUCUCUCAAUUUUUUAAGCAAACUUUGAUUGUCCUACCAGGAGUUGCUGAAUAUCUUUUCAUCCUUGCUCUCUCCAAAGGUGGCUACUGCAGUUCCAAGCGUGGGAGUGGUAAUCAAUUACAGCAAGGCAGAUGCUAGGGCUGUUGAUGCCAUUUCCUAUGAGAUAGUUGGCCAGGCCAACCUGUUCUAUGGAGCAGGGGGGCUGGAAAGCAGGAGUUUCCAGGAGAAGCAGCUCCCUGCCCUGCCUGCCAGUGUGUGUGCUGACAUGCAGCUAGUGGUCAGGCUGCUCCUGUGUAGGAACCCCAAUAAGGUAGGAGUCUAACUAGAAUUUUCAAACCUUUACUUAAUUGAAGGGUGUAUUAAAGAUGACUUCAUAACGAUUUCUCAGCCAUUCAGUGUAUUUGUUAGAUAAACCAGAUACAUUUGUUUUCAGUAUUCCGUUCAGUAAAUGAGGGUUUGCUGCUUAGUAUGCAAAGCCAUUACAUUAUCAGAGGUAUCAGAGAUAUGCCCUGAAUGCUCAUAUUGUUGUUUCUCUGCAGCACCCCAGUGCCAGAGUGCCUGCCAACAUGAUGCAUCUCAGCAUCUUGGGAAGGCGGGCCUUGGCCAAUCAGGACAGCACUGGUAUGAAGACGUUAGCUGAUUGGCUGCUGUGCCAGUCUGCCGUGGUGCUCCUGAGGGGCUGCGUGCCCAGCGGGAGCUCGGUUGAGGCAGAGCUACAGAGGUGCUUCCUGUCGAACGUGGACCUGGAAGACCUCCGAUUGGCUAUCCACUUCCUCAUGUAUGGACGAGAACAGGGCAGAGCCUGUUAA